Molecule: messenger RNA, 1181 nt
Organism: Camellia sinensis
Lineage: Eukaryota; Viridiplantae; Streptophyta; Magnoliopsida; Ericales; Theaceae
Biological process (GO): defense response to other organism
Cellular component (GO): plasma membrane
Source: RefSeq, a predicted model, not a curated record
AAUUACUCUCUCAUCAAAGCCCCCAUCUCUCUUCCUCUCCCCCCAAAUCUCUUCUCACAUUGUAAAACCCAUUACCAUCAUCAUCCACAUCUCUCUUCCUCUUUUUCUUCCUCUUCCUCUUCCAUGUGAGAGAGAGAGAGAAGGAGAGAGAUUAAAAUAAAAAAAAAAUCCACACACACACCUCAACAACACCACCCAUGGCUUCCACAGGUGACGAUCAAUCCAAACAAGCCUCCGUUACAGGGUACCCUCCAGUCCCAGGCUUCUCCCCCCAACAACAACAAUACCCACCUCAACCCUACCCUCCACAAUACCAAAACUACCCUCCACCACCCUACUACCCCAACCCCCACAACAACCCUUACCCCUACACCGCCCCACCACCCGCCGCCUACUACUCCCAACAAUACGCCGCAGCACCGCAUGAAUCCUCGGGCCGAUUCACAUUUGUCCGAUUCAUCCUCACCAUGAUGAUCGCCCUAUUCCUCGGCGCAUUCCUCCUCAGCCUCCUCACCUUCCUUAUCUUCGGCGCAGACGUCCCACAAUUCUUCAUACAAUCCAUGUCAGUCCCGGAAUUCAACGUCUCGGGGCACGCUUUGAGAGCGAAUUGGGACGCAAACAUUACUAUCAGCAACUCUAACGAGAAACUAGUACUUUUUUUCGAGAAAAUCGAAGGCGUGAUCGUACACGAAGAGACUGUGCUGGCAUUGGCGAUAGCUGAGCAUAUAAAUGUGGGGACUAGAGGGGAAACGACAUUUAAUAUUAAAUUUGUGUCGGCGACUAGUUCGAAUCACCAGGAGGUGGUAAUGGGAGAGCAUCCGGAUUUGGUGAGGGAUCGGAAUAAACAGGAGGUGAGUUUCGCGUUGAGGAUGAUGGCGACGACGACGUUUAGGUCGAGCUCGUUGUGGAGGAGACAGGCCAGUCUGAGAGUGUUUUGUGAAGAAUUGCAUUUCAAGUUUGCUGGGCCGGCCGGUGCCGGAACUUUGGUGGCCGCCAGUGACCGGAAAGAUCAUCGGAAUGAGUGUUUGGUUUAUGCUUGAAUGAAACUUUUUUUUUUUUGUUUUUUUCUUUUUGUUGUUGCUGUUGGUGGUUUGGUUACAGGGCGAUGAUUAAACUCUUCAUUUGAAUUUGCUAGUUUUUGAAUUUAAUGAUCCCGUAAUAAUAAAUUUAUAUUUUUUUUG